Molecule: messenger RNA, 546 nt
Organism: Leptopilina heterotoma
Lineage: Eukaryota; Metazoa; Arthropoda; Insecta; Hymenoptera; Figitidae
Exons: 5
Coding region: 49-546 (165 amino acids)
Source: RefSeq, a predicted model, not a curated record
CACUGUGUUUUACGAAGGAUUUCCAGUAUUACCAACAUAGUUCUAAAUAUGAAUCGAAAAUAUUUUAAAUAUCUUCAACCAAAUUCUAUGGAUCCAAUACCAGCGAGUACAAAAUAUCGUAGUUUAAAACGACGUAAACAGGAAGAAAGUGAUGAUGUAUGUCAGAAAGAGAAAGCUACUGAAGAUAACAACGACAUUCAAGAUUUUAAUAUACGCCAGAAAAGGAAAAUUACUGAAGAUAACAAUGAUCUUCAAGUAUUUGAGACCCAAGUUAUCAUGGACUCGGAAAUUAAAAUUUUUGAGGACAAUGGUAUAAAUAAUGCUGAAAAUUCAACUCUCCAGGAUAAUAACGAGGAACUCCUUGUUAAUUUUUCUAAAAAUGAAGAAUCUCAAAUAACAUCAGAAAUAACCAGAGAAAAAAUAGAAGCAAUUAUGACAGAAUUGAAUGAUGAGAUAGAUAAUUCUGCUCAAUAUUCUUCAGAAUAUUCAGAGAUAUUCCUUAUAUGUGGACGUCCACAUGAAAAGGGACCACUUUGUCGGUUCUAG